Messenger RNA from Cebus imitator (Panamanian white-faced capuchin), 9938 nucleotides. It is a transcript of the gene CDKL5, whose product is annotated as cyclin dependent kinase like 5. Bases 296 to 3301 code for a protein of 1001 amino acids. Gene Ontology annotation, cellular component: nucleus; dendrite cytoplasm. The record is from RefSeq and is a predicted model, not a curated record. The transcript has 19 exons. NCBI's taxonomy places the organism in Eukaryota, Metazoa, Chordata, Mammalia, Primates, Cebidae. Gene Ontology annotation, molecular function: protein kinase activity; ATP binding. Gene Ontology annotation, biological process: regulation of dendrite development; positive regulation of axon extension; protein phosphorylation.
GCGCGUUCGCUUCUGUUAGAGGGCGGGGCCGGAGGUUUCGGUUAGUUGUCUCUGCCGUUGGGGAAGGUAAAGCGGAGACGGCGUCCUCAGGAGCUGUGGGGUCCCCUGCUAGAAGUGGGGGACUCGGCAGGGAAAUCAUUUAAUACUUGAUGAUUAGAACAGAUAUGUGAAAGCUCCCACCAACCAGUGAGAAUUUCUUCCUUCAGAAGGGUUUUUGUUCUUAACUGCACAGCUUUCUAAGAAGUUCUUUUGGUGCCAUGUUUUAUGGCUUGCAUCAAAAGAGGAGUUUGUCUUCAUGAAGAUUCCUAACAUUGGUAAUGUGAUGAAUAAAUUUGAGAUCCUUGGGGUUGUAGGUGAAGGAGCCUAUGGAGUUGUACUUAAAUGCAGACACAAGGAAACACAUGAAAUUGUGGCAAUCAAGAAAUUCAAGGACAGUGAAGAAAAUGAAGAAGUCAAGGAAACGACUUUACGAGAGCUUAAAAUGCUUCGGACUCUCAAGCAGGAAAACAUUGUGGAGCUGAAGGAAGCAUUUCGUCGGAGGGGAAAGUUGUACUUGGUGUUUGAGUAUGUUGAAAAAAAUAUGCUCGAAUUGCUGGAAGAAAUGCCCAAUGGAGUUCCACCUGAGAAAGUGAAAAGCUACAUCUAUCAGCUAAUCAAGGCUAUUCACUGGUGUCAUAAGAAUGAUAUUGUCCAUAGAGAUAUAAAACCAGAAAAUCUCUUAAUCAGCCACAAUGAUGUCCUAAAACUGUGCGACUUUGGUUUUGCUCGUAAUCUGUCAGAAGGCAAUAAUGCUAAUUACACAGAGUACGUUGCGACCAGAUGGUAUCGAUCCCCAGAACUCUUACUUGGCGCUCCCUAUGGAAAGUCCGUAGACAUGUGGUCGGUGGGCUGUAUUCUUGGGGAGCUUAGCGAUGGACAGCCUUUAUUUCCCGGAGAAAGUGAAAUUGACCAACUUUUUACUAUUCAGAAGGUGCUAGGACCACUUCCAUCUGAGCAGAUGAAGCUCUUCUACAGUAAUCCUCGCUUCCAUGGGCUCCGGUUUCCAGCUGUUAACCAUCCUCAGUCCUUGGAAAGAAGAUACCUUGGAAUUUUGAAUAGUGUUCUACUUGACCUAAUGAAGAAUUUACUGAAGUUGGACCCAGCUGACAGAUACUUGACAGAACAGUGUUUGAAUCACCCUACAUUUCAAACCCAGAGACUUCUGGAUCGUUCUCCUUCAAGGUCAGCAAAAAGAAAACCUUACCAUGUGGAAAGCAGCACAUUGUCUAAUAGAAACCAAGCCGGCAAAAGUACUGCUUUGCAGUCUCACCACAGAUCUAACAGCAAAGACAUCCAGAAUCUGAGUGUAGGCCUGCCCCGGGCUGACGAAGGUCUCCCUGCCAAUGAAAGCUUCCUAAAUGGAAACCUUGCCGGAGCUAGUCUUAGCCCAAUGCAUACCAAAACCUACCAAGCAAGCAGCCAGCCUGGGUCUACCAGCAAAGAUCUCACCAACAACAACAUACCACACCUUCUUAGCCCAAAAGAAGCCAAGUCAAAAACAGAGUUUGAUUUUAACAUUGACCCAAAGCCUUCAGAAGGCCCAGGGACAAAGUACCUCAAGUCGAACAGCAGAUCUCAGCAGAACCGCCACUCAUUCAUGGAAAGCUCUCAGAGCAAAGCUGGGACACUGCAGCCCAAUGAAAAGCAGAGUCGGCAUAGCUAUAUCGACACCAUUCCCCAGUCCUCUAGGAGUCCCUCCUACAGGACCAAGGCCAAAAGCCAUGGGGCACUGAGUGACUCCAAGUCUGUGAGUAACCUUUCUGAAGCCAGGGCCCAAAUUACGGAGCCCAGUAGCAGUAGGUACUUCCCAUCUAGCUGCUUAGACUUGAAUUCUCCCACCAGCCCGACCCCCACCAGACACAGCGACACAAGAACUUUACUCAGCCCUUCAGGGAGAAAUAACCGAAAUGAAGGAACGCUGGACUCACGUCGAACCACAACCAGACAUUCCAAGACAAUGGAGGAAUUGAAGCUGCCCGAGCACAUGGACAGUAGCCAUUCCCAUUCGCUGUCUGCACCUCACGAAUCUUUUUCUUAUGGACUGGGCUAUACCAGCCCCUUUUCUUCCCAGCAGCGUCCUCAUAGGCAUUCUAUGUAUGUGACCCGUGACAAAGUGAGAGCCAAAGGCUUGGAUGGAAGCUUGAGCAUAGGGCAAGGGAUGGCAGCUAGAGCCAACAGUCUGCAACUCUUGUCACCCCAGCCUGGAGAACAGCUCCCUCCAGAGAUGACUGUGGCAAGAUCAUCAGUCAAAGAGACCUCCAGAGAAGGCACCUCUUCCUUCCAUACACGCCAGAAGUCUGAGGGUGGAGUAUAUCAUGACCCACACUCUGAUGAUGGCACAGCCCCCAAAGAAAAUAGACAUCUGUAUAAUGAUCCCAUGCCAAGGAGAGUUGGUAGCUUUUACAGAGUGCCAUCUCCACGUCCGGACAAUUCUUUCCACGAAAAUAAUGUGUCCACCAGAGUUUCUUCCCUACCAUCAGAGAGCAGUUCUGGAACCAACCACUCAAAAAGACAACCAGCAUUCGAUCCAUGGAAAAGUCCUGAAAAUAUUAGUCAUUCAGAGCAACUCAAGGAAAAAGAGAAGCAAGGAUUUUUCAGGUCAAUGAAAAAGAAAAAGAAGAAAUCUCAAACAACAGAUUCCACCAACGGGGAGAAUCCAAGCAUCAAGAAAUCCCUCUUUCCUCUUUUUAAUUCAAAGAAUCAUUUAAAGCAUAGUUCUUCUUUGAAAAAGCUUCCUGUAGUCACUCCACCCAUGGUACCCAAUUCCGACAGCCCUGAUCUUCUAACGUUGCAGAAAUCCAUUCAUUCUACUAGCACUCCAAGCAGCAGACCAAAGGAGUGGCGCCCCGAGAAGAUCUCAGAUCUACAGACCCAAAGCCAGCCAUUAAAAUCACUGCGCAAGUUGUUACAUCUGUCUUCCACCUCGAAUCACCCGGCUUCCUCAGAUCCCCGCUUCCAGCCCUUAACAGCUCAACAAACCAAAAAUUCCUUCUCAGAAAUUCGGAUUCACCCCUUGAGCCAGGCCUCUGGCGGGAGCAGCAACAUCCGGCAGGAGCCAGCACCGAAGGGCAGGCCAGCCCUCCAGCUGCCAGGUCAGAUGGAUCCUGGUUGGCACGUGUCCUCUGUGACCAGGAGUGCCACAGAGGGCCCUUCCUACUCUGAACAGCUGGGUGCCAAGAGUGGGCCAAAUGGGCACCCCUAUAACAGAACAAAUCGAUCACGAAUGCCAAAUCUGAAUGAUUUAAAAGAGACAGCCUUGUAAUUUGUGCUGGUGUGGGGAGGGGUGGGCAGGCAAGCGAGUGGGGAGGGGUGGGGAAGGGUGGGCUGGGCUUGGGGCAUGGGCCGGGCCAGGUGGUGAGCCAAUAUUUUCAGCUUUAUGAAGGUGUGUGCAAUAUGCAUGUGUGGGGCUGUCGAGCUCCUUGCGGCCACAAACGCUAGUCAGGGAUCUUAGAGCCACAGGAGUUCCUUAGGGAUCGCCACUCCCCACAGGUCUGUGUGAGAAUGGAUAGAGUGUGCCAUUGAGGAAGAAGAAAUUCUUUCCAGUUUCUCCCCCUUACAUUCCAGCUUUAGUGCAAUCUCUGUUGAACUUGGGAACGCCAGGAUGUGUCCUGGCACUGCAAGGGAUAGGAAAGUCGUGUUGACCGAUGCCCUUACUACAUAUUUUUUUCUGCCUAGACUAAAUGUGGGGUUUAUUGUAAUCUAAGAGUAUCCCUUUGAAGGGUUAGCAGAUGAACUGUAUGUCUUAAAUUGUUUUCUAAACUUCCAUAUUUGAUAGGAUUUGUAACAUUUAUUUAUAAUUAAUAUUGUACUGUUAUAAUCAUAUCUUUUAUGUUAUAAUGUAAAGUUAUUUUGAGCUGUUUGAAACAUUGUGAAGCAGUGGGACAGCUACGGUAGUUUCUAUAAAAACUAAACAGUAACAUUUAUAUAUUGCAUCAGGAGUAUUUUAUUCUAUAUAUAAAUAUAUAUAUGGUAAAUAUCUGUUUUAUAAAUAUAUUCAUUUAAAGAAAGUAUCGUUAUGACACUAUCUGCCAUAUUUUUAUACAUUUGUGAUAUGAAGUGAGUAUUAUACUUCUAAUAAAGGGAGUUGAAUUGUGGCUACAUGUGACUGUAACAGUAUGAACUUUGCUCAACUUUUAGGCCCCAGCAGUAGCCUCUAGACAUGAUCCUUGGUAGCAGACAAAGUGCAGCAUCUCUUUCCAAACCUGCAGGGGAGAAAGUAAUUGGCCAGUGAGAAUUCCAGCAGGCCUGGUUUCCGUCCUCACACUCUUGGUUCCUGUUUGUGUCCAGGGACAUUACUUGCACACAGGGGAGAAUAGAUUGAGGUGUUACUCAUGGGUCUUUGUAGAGAGAAUGUGCUCUUCCACUUAGCAUUAGUGUAGAGCAUAGACCAAAGAUUUGCCAGUGAACAUUCCUUGUUGUGAGGUCAUAAGAGGUACCUGUCUGCAGAUCUUGCAAACCAGCUCUAUGCUCCUGAAUACUGUCCACUGUCCUGGAGACUCUUGGCUGAUGGGGUGUGAGAUAUACGUGUGGCAUUUCUAUUUCUGAAUGCUUUUUUUGCUAUUGCUCUCUCCAGUACCAUAUUUAAAAGGCUCCUGGAGUGAUUCCAGAGAGAGAAAAAAUUGCUGUAUCCAUUUUUUUCUUCCUGGGGCUGUCCAUUUAUGACAAGAUUUUCAUGCACACCUGUUACAUACACACUCCCAUCAGAACAGGACCUAUCUUCCCCUCAUCUGAUCUCUUUCAGCUCCCAUGUUACUCCUGAGUAUCAUCAAAUUUGGCCAUCAAGUGUUACCCUCCCAUGCCUCUGGGCCAUCCUUGAGGGAAAUCACCUCAGCACCAUCAUCUAUCAGUAGUAGUAGAUUUUUGGAAGUAGUCUCUUAGCAAUAAUACUUUUAAAGGUCCCUCCCACCCCUCAAAGAGAUAACGUCUCAUAUUUAUUACUUGUCCUCAAAUUCUGAGUGUCAGCCCCUGAAUCAAGUCAGCUAUAAUCGAAAUGUGCUGUUACUGUUAACCCUCCCCCCAGAUUUUGAGCAUCAUAGCUCUGAUGAUUAUGAAGAUUAUAAAGACUAAGGUCCUAGUUUCCUUGAAGCUUAAAUUGUGCAUAUAUUGCAUUUUUAUAUAAAUACUAUAAUGUGUAUUGAUUAUAUAGAUAAGUUAUUUUAAGGUGCUUUUUAUUUAAUUCUAAUAAGUAUAAUAGGCACUAAAAUGAAACUCGACUGGGUACUAUUACUGAAACAAUUUGACUCAAAUCAAUAGUUUUGCAUGCUCUUUAGUUCUUUUUCUGUCUUACUUCUUUUACCAGUUCAGUGGGUAGCUCUGAGUUCUGGCUUUUCCCAGGCAGCUGCUUGAUGAUACAAGUGAGGUGGAUCAUCAGCAGUUUUGCCUGGACACUAAUGACUCUAAAAGGGUGUGUAUUUAACUCUUCUUUUUCAUAUUAGAUCUCUACCUUGUAUUCCCCCUUGCAAACCAGAAACUACACUUUUUUCUCUGGAAAGACUUCUCACUGUGCUAUGCGCUUAGGAACUGCACGGUCCCGUUGCCAUGCUGUGGCAUUUGAGACUCGUUGUCACCUAGGGGCUGGUUUCCCAUGUUGUCAUCCUUGCUAACACUGGGAUCUCAGAUGUUUGCAGAACAUUUCUAUUCAUAGUGGUUCUUCAAAGAAGGGCUAGCAUUUUUGCCUUCGUACCUAGAGCAAAGUAAACCUAAUUGCUGAAGAAUCAAUACGUACUUUUUGUACAUUCCCAGAUUUGAGCCAGAAAAUACCUACAGAUAUCUACAAAUGUUUUCAACCAGUGUUUGAGGUAGCUCUUUAAUCCUCUUCUCAGCUUUUGUCUGUUCUGACUUUUCAUCCAAUAAGCUGUAAGUGAACUACAAUCUGCAUUUCUAGCAUACAAUUCUCUUCCUGCUCACGGAGGUGGGGGACGAUAAAGUUUUCUCGCAGACAUUAUGGGCCCUCUCUUAGCUUUUAACUGUUGUUUUCCCCUCUUGUUGAUGAAGAAUUAUUGACAUCACAAAGAUUGCCAUCCGUGAUAGAAAGGACUUGAUUUAAAGUCAGAAAAUUGUGCCAUUUCUUUAGGAAGGGGAAUUUAUGACAUCCAUGUCCUAUUAUUGGCCCUAACUUCCUAAAGAAGAAAAAGGGUGAAUGAAAGCUUAUGUUACUUUUAUGAAAGUAUCACUGAUUUCCUUUGGAAAAGAAACUCUGCUUCACUGUUUUUCUACCUUUAUUUCUCUGCCGUCCUCGUUUUUCUUCUCUGAAAGUUCUAAAUAAACUUUAACUGAACCUUGUUUGGUCUUGCUCUAAAAUUUAGCCUCUUUCUAGAGCCCAAGACCGAAAGGGAGUGCUUCAUGCUGAGGGGCUCAAGUGAGCUGACUCUACAGCAGUGGUUCUCAACUAGGGGCAGAUUUGCCCCCAGGGACAUAUUUGGCAAUGUCUGGGGGCAUUGGGUUGUCACAGCUGGGGGUGAUGGUAUGCUAUUGGCAUCUAGUGAGUAGAGGCCAGGGGUGCUGCUAAACAUCCUGCCAUGUCCAGGACAGCCCCCCAAACAAACAGUGGUCCAGCCCCAGGCACCACUAGUGCUGAGGUUGAGAAACCCUGCCCUACACCAUCCAAGCCUACCAGUCUGCAGAGCUUGGCUCUGUCCUUGUUCUGUUCAGGCUGCAGUACUGCAGGUAUGAAUUCUUCAAUAUCACAUUCUCUUAAGAGUCUUCUACCACUGUUCCUGAAUCCUUGGAAUCCUGUUGUUCGUUUCCAUUGUCUUGGGCCUGCUAAAAGGUGCAUACUUUGGGAGGAGACCAGAGUUACUUUAUAGGUGUUGGAGAACUUAAAUUCUAGGUUAGCAUCCUUAGAAAAUCUUUCAUAGAGCCACGAGGCUUAUAUUUAGAAGCAAGCAACAGCCUGGCAGAUUGGCAUGAUUUUUACCAACUGCUCAAAGGCAUCCAUGGCUUUUAGCUGUGUCUCCCAAAAGAAAAUGUCUUUGUUUUUUAUUCAAGUCAUUUAAUAGCUCUUUACAUAUAUUAGCAUAUGGCAGACCAAUUAGAAGCAAAAAAGUCUGUAUUGGUGGUUGUGAUGUGGCUGUUAUAGAAGUAUUUGUGCUGUAUGCUUUGGUUAAAUCUGUUUUAAAACAUGCUUUAAGAUUCACCUUACGCAGUUGUACUUUACUUCUAAGCUCAGAGCUAUGCUGGUCAGUCUCUAGUCAUGCCGUGUAUUAUAAAGUAUGUUGUGGUUGUAGAGUUAGCCAGUUUAGCAUGUUCCUAAUCUGAAAAUUAGUGGACUAUACUAGGAAAUGCUAUCCCAUUUUCCCUUUCCAGCCCCUCUUAGUUAAGAUCAUAGUAUCCUCACUUCUUAAACUAGUCUUUAGAGUAAAUAAGGAAAAAAGCCAUUUAUUUUCUUCUAGCCAUGUAUUAUUGAGAAUGACUCAUAGUGUACAGCUUUUUUCAAAGGCCAGAGGAUUACUUUUCAAGUGUGUAGAAAGAUCUGUCCAUUUCUGUUCACCUAGGACCUGGUGGUGACUGAACUCUUUCAGCAAGGGCAGUGGCUCAGUGUGAUUCAGUGCUGGAGCUCGGCUGGGACUCAGUAAAUCUGCACGUUCUCUGCUGGUCAGAACAUAUUUCCUGGAGAGCAUUGCUUUUCUGCCUAGAAGUUUGUUACCUCCUGCAUGAUAGUGGGAUAUUGAGCUCUGUGUGGGUUCUAAGAUCCACAGACUGAUACUUUUGUGAACUUGGAAUGCGGUAGGGUACACUGAACCAAGUCAGAAAAUAGUGAGAUAUUUCCUUGCCUCCUUCAGUUCAUCACUAAGAAAGUGUGUAGGCAGAGAAAACUUAUUUAUAGUUUAAACAAACCACAAUUCUGGUUUUGUUUUUUUUUUUUUGAAAGGGGACAUAGUACAAAGGUACAAAAAAAAAGAUAGUACAAAGGUUUUAAGUGUCCUGUCACGAAUUCCCAGGGCCAGAAUCUCACCAGAAAGUCCUCUCAGACUUAAAAGCCUGGCUUACAAAAAUAACCAGAAACCAAACUUGUAAGCAGUUAUGAUUUCUUCCUUUUGCUUCUUGACCAACUGAGAUACAGAAUAUCUUGAGGUCUGGUUCAGCCGAUGAAAAAUUCUGUCUCUGAAACGAUGAGUAAGAAACCAUGCAAGAAAAUGAAAUCCCUCAUCUAUCUGCAUACAUGUGAUGUGGGAGAAGUGGGGUGGCUAGGAAACUCUGAGCCUGCUGCCCCCUUUGAUUCUAUCUUUUCUUUGUGAAUUGAAUGUACUAUACAAAUGGUAGGCUUUCGUGUGAGCCAGUUACUACAUGAAUCUUCAUUUCCCACAGUGGUUUGUUCAUUCAUCAGCGUUAGGCUUGGUCUUGGCUCCACUUUCUCCUCUCCGGGCACUGACCCCACCUUUCUGUGUACUUACUGUAGGCUAUUAAAUAUGAUCAUGACCUGCCUUGCAUUUUCAUUCAUCCACUGUUUACUCCCAAAUUUAAGGGAAGUUUGUCUCAUUUUGCCAGAAAAAAAUUGUAAUAGUUGGCACGCUGGAUUUGUAGGACCAGGAAAACUGCAGCCGUGAAACUAGUUUCACUUCCAAGGCCCUUCAUUUCCCACAAGGUUAAGCUCUCGAAACCCCAUUUGAUCCUUGGGUCCUAUUUUGAUCCUCCUUUGGAAUCUGAAAAUCAGUCUCCAUGUUGUAUGCAGAUUAGAAGUUGCCUUGUUCGUUAUUCUUCCAACACAGAGUAUCAGGGAGAAAGAGGCCUUAUCUGUUCCUCCAUCCCCUCUGUUUUGACAGACUGCUAAGAAUUCCUCAGGACUUCCUUUGGUUGGGGAUUUUACUUUCCCAAAAGUCUGAUCUGAUUUCUUUCAGGUGUAGACAGCUUGUCCUAGUCCUCUGCUUCAGGUCUAAUCAGAAGAAACCCAGGAAUAGAAAAGGUAAAUGCCUUGACUUUUGUCUCUGUUGUGGGGACUAAAGUGUUUAUUGCCAGAAUUGUCAAAAGCUCCAGUUUGAACUCUGUAGAGUUUCAUGGAAAAACAAAACGAAAAGAUGCUUACCCUCCCGGAGAAUGUGUAAGUUCUCUAGCACGGCUUAGGUUUUCCAAAAUGGAAAGCAAAGCUUGCAGAGACCUGUUUUCUCUAGAGAUACACAGUUGAUUCUGGCCCUCAGUCUGUUUCCCUCCCCUUGUUUACUCUUUGGUCACCGAUAGAGUCAGGCUAGAGGGGUAAUACGGUGAUUAAAAGAAGUAAAUUCUCACUGUAAACUUGGAUUGAUUAACAAAAACAAACCAAACAAAAUCAUUGCCCCAAAUUUCUAUCUCCAAGAAUUGCUUUGUGCCAUUUUGAAUUCAGGUAGUUAUUCUGUAUAUACUUAGCUAACUAUUCAGAGUUUCUUCAGUCUCUUGUAAGCUUGAAGGUGGUAUCUCAGAAGACACAGGGCAGGGUGACAUUGAGACCCUGUUCAUUCUUAAAAAUAGGGAUAAGCCACAACGAUGUGACAUCUAGUAUGUGGUAGAUGAAGAUUCAUUGGAAAUUCUUAAUUGCACAGACUUUAUAAUCCAUUAUAUAAAGUGUAAUUCCAUACUUUUUACUGUGGCAAGGGUAUGAUGUGAUUGUUAAUCUUUUUAAUUUUUGAAUCCAAAAUGAAUUUAAAGUGUUGAAUACUUAAAUCCUCACAAGUGAAUUAUGAACCAUUUGUAAGGUGUUUCUAUAACUCUUUGUAUCAUGUGUUGGUACAUCUUAUCAAGUUUUUUCUGGCAUGUAAUUCCAUUCUAAACUUAUGUAAAAUUUCUAUUGUUGCUGUAAAUAUUACACAAAUAUCUACUCCGUGAUAACCUUCAUUAUCAGCAUGAAAUGGUUAAUUUUUACUGAGCACAAUGUAUUUUUGAAUGGAUCUUCCCAAAUGUCUUUAAUAAAAUGCAGAUUUUGCACUGAC